AUGCCGAAAGACUCAAAGAUAGUGAUAAUUGGAUCGGGUGUUUUUGGAAUAUCCGCCGCAUACCAUUUGGCAAAGGAGCAAUAUCAGAACAUUAAGGUAUUUGAUAAGGGUGACUAUGACAAUAACAAGUUCAAUCCCCUCCAAGGUGCCACUGGUGCAUCCACCGAUUUUAACAAGCUUGUUAGGGCAUCGUACGUGGAAAAGGUUCACUAUCAAAACUUGGCUCUAGAAAGUUUGGCGGUGUACUAUGAAUGGAAUAAGCAACUAAAAAGCGCCGCUUUUCUUCCCGAGGGUCUCACUAACGACGAUCUCAUUUUCAAGAAUACGGGCUACGUCAGAUUGGAUGACUAUCCUAAUAACGAGGAGGAAAGAACUUUGGCCAAUUUUUCAAAGCAGGGUCUCAGAGCUUACGAGUACGACAUCAACGAUCCUGAGGACAUAGAAAGAUCUAAAAUCACUGGUUGGUACUCGAAGAUCGAUCCUCUCAACCAGAAAGGUACUGUAAAGACUCUCAGCGGGGUGCUUGACUCUAUUGCUGGAGUUGCCAACGCUGAUAAGGCCCUACUUUGGAUGAAAUAUUUAUGUGAACGUACUGGAAAUGUCGAUUUUAUCUAUGGUCCUCGCGCUGGUAGUGUUUCCAAGAUCGUUUACAGCUCUGAGACACCUGAAAAGGUCGUAGGAAUUGAAACUGCCGAUGGAAAGUAUUAUCCAGCUGACUACGUUAUAGUGGCAGCAGGAGGAUGGACACCCCAGCUUCUUCCUUCAAAGAAUCAGGAAAGGCUAGAGUCUGUAGGUUCAACCUUCAUCUGCGUGCAAAUUCCACACGACCGUCAGGACUUACUUGAGAAGUACAAGAAUUUCCCUAUGGUCAAUUGGAAGCUAACAUUUGAAGGAAACCUCAGAAAGGACGGGGUUUACAUGUUUCCUGCCACGGAUGACGGCAUCAUUAAAAUCGGUGCCAACGAUCACUUCUGGAGAUACUUGACUGGAAAUGACAAGGGAAUCUUAAGCGUUCCUAACACCGACUUUAAACUAUUGCCAUUGGAGUCACUCAACACCUACAAGAAGUUCUUCAGACAGUGGCUUGGUGACUUAUCUAAUGCUGGGGUGAAAAUUGAAAAGUCAAGGUAUCGCUUUUCUGCUGUUGGGCAACACAACGAAUUCGUUAUAGAUUUCAUUCCCGGACACUCAAACCUCAUAGUUUCUAGUGGAGGAGGUUUCCACGGUUUCAAGUUCUUGCCGAUUAUUGGCAGGUUCGUCGAGGGUCUUAUUUCAGGAAAGGAUUACAAGUACGCCGAGUUUUUUAAGUUUGAUUCUAUUCCUAAAAAGGACUACGACAUUGAAUUAGUGAAGGAUCAGGCCAAUCCUUAUGCCUUGAACUCAGUGAAAUUUGUGGACAGAAAAACCGACUACUUUGACCUAUAG
Brettanomyces nanus is the source of this 1425-nucleotide messenger RNA. RefSeq lists its product as uncharacterized. The transcript has a single exon. Gene Ontology annotation, molecular function: sarcosine oxidase activity; flavin adenine dinucleotide binding. Lineage: Eukaryota; Fungi; Ascomycota; Pichiomycetes; Pichiales; Pichiaceae. The coding region runs from base 1 to 1425 and encodes 474 amino acids. The record is from RefSeq and is a predicted model, not a curated record.